Molecule: messenger RNA, 3534 nt
Organism: Oncorhynchus gorbuscha (pink salmon)
Lineage: Eukaryota; Metazoa; Chordata; Actinopteri; Salmoniformes; Salmonidae
Gene: dnajc10
Product: DnaJ (Hsp40) homolog, subfamily C, member 10
Exons: 22
Coding region: 201-2624 (807 amino acids)
Source: RefSeq, a predicted model, not a curated record
UCCGGGCGUGAUUACGUCACUCAACCACCGUGAAGAUUCCAGUUAGUUUAGCCAACUCAACACUUACCACCCGGCGACUCCCGGACCCAGACCCGGAUAAGAAGUGGGCCAACAAUUCACUCGGUCAAGCGUGAGGUGUGUGACACUAACAACUUCAGAGAUUCAGCACUGAAACACUGUGUUAACUGAGACCUGUGGCAAUGGAAUCUCUAUCGCCAGCAAAAUCGCGACAAGCUUUUCAAGUUCAGAAUCAGCAGAUGCCUUGGAGCAGGAUGUUGCUGGGAUCACUGAUUGUCUUCAGUUGUCUGGUAGCUUCUGUGUCCUCUGAUGAGGAUUACUAUAAGUUAUUGAAGGUGUCCAGAGAAGCAACAACCAGAGAGAUACGACAAGCCUUCAAAAAGCUAGCUCUGAUCAUGCACCCGGAUAAAAACCCACAUGAUGAAACUGCCCAUGACAAGUUCCUGAAGGUAACCCGAGCCUAUGAAGUUCUGAAGGAUGACGAUCUGAGGAAGAAGUAUGACAAGUAUGGAGAGAAGGGUCUGCAGGAUGAGCAGCAGGGAGGAGGACGAUAUGAGAGCUGGAACUACUAUAGAAAUGAAUUUGGUAUCUACGAUGAUGACCUAGAGAUUGUCACUUUAGAUAGGGGAGACUUCGAUGCAGCAGUGAACUCCGGGGAACUAUGGUUUGUCAACUUCUACUUCCCUCGUUGCCAUCAUUGUCACGAGCUGGCUCCCACGUGGAGGGAGUUUGCUAAGGAGAUGGAUGGAGUGAUCAGGAUAGGAGCAGUGAACUGUGGAGACAACAACCGACUGUGUCGCAGCAAAGGCAUCAACAGCUACCCCAGCCUCUACAUUUACAAAGCUGGAAUGAAUCCAGAGAAAUACUUUGGAGAUAGGGCCAAGGAGAGUUUGACUAAGUUUGGAAUGCAAUUUGUGAAGAGCAGAGUUACAGAGCUGUGGCAAGGCAAUGUCUUCACUGAGAUUGAGGCAGCAUUUUCAUCUGGAGUUGGAUGGCUGAUCACCUUCUGUGCUGACUCGGGAGACUGUCUAGAGUCACAGACGAGGCAAAAAUUAGCAGGAAUGUUGGAAGGUCUAGUGAACGUGGGCUGGAUGGACUGCUCAACACAGGCUGAGUUGUGUGACAGCUUUGAGGUGACCACCAGCACCACAGCCUUCUUCCCCCCCGGCAGUUCACUGAAGAACAAGGGCAGCGUGCUGUUCCUGCAGAGUUUGGAUACCAGAGAGAUCUAUGGAGAGGUGAUGCAGCAUCUGCCUGACCUGGAGGCUCUUACUAAGGAAACCUUCCAGAGUAAACUGGCCCAUCAUCGGUGGCUGGUCAGUUUUUCUUUCGGACAGAAGACCAUGGCAUCUCAUGAGUAUAAGAAGCUCAAGGCUCUUCUGAAGGCAGCCCACAUACAGGUGGGAAAGGUGGACUGCCUUACUGACUCAGAACUAUGUGUCUCCUUCUACAUUCAAAAGCCCUGUAUCGCUGUCUUCAAAGGCCUUGGGAUUCAUGACUUUGAAAUCCACCAUGGGAAGGAUGUGCUGUAUAACAUCAUAGCAUUUGCUAAGGAGAGUGUCAGCGCCCAUGUCACCACUCUGAGACCAGAGAACUUCCCCAGUGAUGGAAAGGAGCCCUGGCUAGUUGACUUCUUUGCUCCUUGGUGUCCGCCCUGUCGUGCUCUCCUCCCUGAGCUGAGGAAAGCCUCGAUCCAGCUGUUUGGUCAGAUGAAGUUUGGAACGCUGGACUGCACCGUGCACGAAAGACUCUGCAGCACGUAUAAUAUCCAUGCCUACCCGACCACGGUAAUCUUUAACAAGUCCUCCAUCCAUGAGUACGAGGGACAUCACUCUGCUGACGGAAUCCUGGAGUUCAUACAGGACUUGGUCAACCCCACUGUGGUGACCAUGGACCCAGACAGCUUUGCAGAGCUGGUGAAGAAGAGAAAACGCAACGAGACCUGGAUGGUGGACUUCUAUGCCCCGUGGUGUGGGCCCUGUCAGGCACUGCUGCCCGAGUGGAGGAGGAUGGCACGGGCGGUGAAUGGUAUGAUAAAGGUGGGGACGGUAGACUGUCAGAAACACCACUCCUUCUGCCAAGGAGAGAGUGUCAGAGCCUACCCUGAGAUACGCCUCUACCCUCAGAACGCCAACCGACGAGACCUAUACCAGAGUUACAACGGCUGGCACAGAGAUGCUCACUCUCUCAAAGUCUGGGCUGUGGGUACUCUCCCAAGAGCAUCAGUGGAUCUGACUCCAGAUGACUUCAGGAACAAGGUAUUAGGAGGGAAGGAUCACUGGGUGGUGGACUUCUAUGCUCCGUGGUGUGGACCAUGUCAGCACUUUGCCCCAGAGUUCGAGGUCCUCGCUCGGAUGGUGAAAGGGAGUGUGAGGGCAGGGAAAGUAGACUGUCAGGCCCACUACCAGACCUGUCAGUCAGCUGGCAUCACAGCCUAUCCCAGCGUCCGAUUCUACCCACACCUGGGCACCAAGAAGCGUGACCAGGGAGGGGAGCACGUCAACAGCCGGGAUGCUAACAACAUCGCAGACGUCCUCCACCAGAGGCUCCAGCAGUUAUCUCCAUGGUUACAGGGCAAGGCGGACAACUUCAAGGAUGAGUUGUGAGUUCAAGGGGGUCGAUUCCACUGAGAUGGUUUUCCUUAUGGAAACAUAAAGGAUGGACACGCCUGCGCGCACACACACACACUUAACAAACAAAAAGACUCUGAGAAGAGAUUUGUUUCUGCAUGGAGGAUUACUGCCAAGGAAAGAAGACGUUAUUGAAAGGUUACCUCAGUAUUGUCGUACUGUCAAAACAAACCUGUUUCUCAACUGAUUCAAUGAUAAGGAAAGACUGACUCGCUGUCUUAGGUUUUAUUAGUUCUAUAGGUGAAGUGUGUCCAUAUGGUAGGUGUCGACCUGCCUGAUAUCUGAAUGUACUGUCUGAUGUAGAUUGGGGACAAGAUAUUUUAUGCCUAUAUUUAUGAUACAAAAUGGCAGUUUAUCAGUUUAUAAUGCGCCUGCCAAUGUCAAUGCUUCUUGUUGAUUCAACUUGAACCAUUUGAGUGUAGUGAACAGUGUUUUAUUCAUUCUGUGAAGUGACCACACUGUACUGGCUGUGUUGGUUGUAUUAUUAUGAUGAUACCAAUCUAUUUGUUUGUCUGCUGACAGUAGGGUUCAGUAUGCAACCUCCGUAUACAGUAAAACACACAAACACAGUUUAGAAAAGACAUCCUGUACACUGAAAUCAAUUAACAGAACAUAUGUUACCAAUUCACUCCACAACAUUCAUUGAUAUGUUACUGUUUGCCAUCACUGAAAUGUGAAUGGAAAUGGUUUGAUUAGUUGUGGGAUGAUGCAGUCUUGCAAAAGUUUUCUGUCAUACCAGAAAUGUGGGAAAUCUAGCACGGUUUUAUAUAAUGUCUUUGUAAUCUGGUAUUUUCAACUUAAAAUACAAUACUAUCUUUGGAUGAUGUUUGAUAGUAACUUAUGUGGGAACUUGUAGUCUUGAAAAUAAAAAAACUACAAUGCUGAA